Molecule: messenger RNA, 1691 nt
Organism: Carcharodon carcharias (great white shark)
Lineage: Eukaryota; Metazoa; Chordata; Chondrichthyes; Lamniformes; Lamnidae
Gene: capzb
Product: capping actin protein of muscle Z-line subunit beta
Exons: 10
Coding region: 127-960 (277 amino acids)
Biological process (GO): cell morphogenesis; negative regulation of filopodium assembly; actin cytoskeleton organization
Cellular component (GO): F-actin capping protein complex; cytoplasm
Molecular function (GO): actin filament binding
Source: RefSeq, a predicted model, not a curated record
UUGGGCAAGCUGGAGUCUCGGUCGGUGAUUGGCUGAGUGCGGGGUUGUCUGCGUGACCCGGAUGAUCACUCGGGCCCGAGGAAGGAACCGUCCGCGAGACAGCAGCCACCAACCGUUACCGCCGCCAUGACUGAACAACAGCUGGAUUGUGCCUUGGAUUUGAUGAGGCGCCUCCCUCCGCAGCAAAUUGAGAAGAACCUCAGUGAUCUGAUUGACUUGGUUCCAACUCUCUGUGAAGACCUGUUAUCAUCAGUAGAUCAGCCACUGAAGAUCGCCAGGGAUAAAGUAGUAGGAAAGGAUUACUUACUUUGUGAUUAUAAUAGAGAUGGUGACUCGUACAGGUCGCCUUGGAGUAAUAAAUAUGAUCCUCCUCUGGAAGACGGUGCCAUGCCAUCAGCUCGCUUGCGAAAACUGGAAGUUGAAGCCAAUAAAGCAUUUGAUCAGUACCGAGACCUAUACUUUGAAGGAGGGGUCUCUUCUGUCUACCUCUGGGACUUAGACCACGGUUUUGCCGGUGUGAUACUCAUCAAGAAAGCUGGUGAUGGAUCAAAAAAGAUCAAAGGCUGCUGGGACUCCAUACAUGUGGUGGAAGUUCAGGAGAAAUCAAGUGGACGUACUGCUCACUACAAGCUGACCUCCACAGUUAUGCUUUGGCUACAGACAAACAAGACCGCCUCUGGCACAAUGAACCUCGGUGGCAGUCUGACCAGACAGAUGGAGAAAGAUGAGAACGUGAGUGAAUCGUCACCUCACAUUGCUAAUAUUGGGAAGCUAGUAGAGGAUAUGGAAAACAAGAUCAGAAGUACAUUGAAUGAUAUCUACUUUGGGAAAACAAAGGAUAUUGUGAACGGACUAAGAUCAGUUGAUGAUUUACCAGACACCCAAAAGCUUAAGCAGUUACAGAGGGAACUGUCUCAAGUACUGACCCAGCGCCAGAUCUUCAUCCAGCCUGAUAAUUAAAUGCCCAGGUCUGUGGCGUCACUUGCAGACAGAUCAAGCCAGGAAGCUCUGCUAACUAAUCUGGCUGAAGCUUUGAAGAAAAGACAGCAACCUUAUUGAUUCUUCGAGCUAACUGGCAAAAGCAAGGCACUGUCAGUUCUGGUUGCAUUAUUUUCUUAUUUCUUUGGUUCAGUUUAAUUUGUCCCAUUAAAAUUUGCCUAAACUACUCUACACCUUUAAAAGCCAUUCUAACCCUGUCGAAAUUGUAUAAAUGCUGUUUUAGCUUGUAAACCUAGUUCAUUCUACACACAGGCUUAUUUCACAAUCAAACACGAGGAACAUUUACUAAAAGGCAUCUUUAUACUUUCAUUUUUAUUGGUCACAAUGGUUAAACACAACCCCAACCUGGCAAUUUUUUUGCUCACGCACUGGUUACUUUUCUGUAAAGCAAGGAACUGAAAUUGACCUGCAGACAACAAUGGCGAAAUGACUCACUACCGCAAAAUGUUAUACCAGUUGAUAAAUUUCCAAGGAACAAGGGUUGUAUGUUCAGUAUUGUACUAUAGAAAAGAUGUGAUAUAAACUGUCCUAAAAUUUUACAAGCUCUAACAUAUUUGCCUUUAAGGUUCUCCCGUGUCAAUAUUUUGAGGAAUGCAAAGGUUUUUUUUGUAAAGCUUAAAAUUGAAAUGUACAUCUUGUACUUGAGCCUCCAAGCUAAAAAAAUAAAUAGAACUAGUAACUCGUAACAAGCA